This is a messenger RNA of Diceros bicornis minor, 4941 nucleotides long. RefSeq names its product myopalladin (gene MYPN). The record is from RefSeq and is a predicted model, not a curated record. Lineage: Eukaryota; Metazoa; Chordata; Mammalia; Perissodactyla; Rhinocerotidae. The transcript has 19 exons. The coding region runs from base 1 to 3963 and encodes 1320 amino acids.
AUGCAAGACGACAGCAUAGAAGCUUCUACUUCCAUAUCUCAGCUUCUGAGAGAGAGCUAUUUAGCAGAAACUAGACAUCGGGGAAACAAUGAGAGGAGUCGAGCAGAGCCUUCCUCCAACCCUUUCCAUUUUGGCAGUCCUUCUGGAGCUGCUGAAGGAGGAGGAGGCCAAGAUGACCUUCCAGAUCUUUCAGCCUUUCUGAGCCAAGAAGAAUUGGAUGAAAGUGUCAAUCUGGCAAGAUUGGCCAUCAAUUAUGACCCUUUGGAGAAAGCAGAUGAAUCUCAAGUUAGAAAACGUCUUUCUUCUGAUCAGAUGAAACACUCACCUAAAUCAAGUUUUGACCCUAACUUCUGCCAGGAUAACUCUCGAAGUCCUACCAGCUCUAAAGAGAACCCCCAGGAGGUAAAAAGGCCACAGUAUAGUUCUGAAACCCAGUCCAAAAAAGUAUUCUUAAAUAAGGCUGCCGAUUUCAUUGAAGAGCUGUCCUCCCUUUUCAAAGCCCAUAGCUCCAAAAGGAUUAGACCUCGUGCCUGCAAAAACCACAAGAGUAAAUUGGAAUCUCAAAACAAAGUUAUGCAGGAAAACAGCUCCAGUUUCUCAGAUCUAUCAGAAAGACGAGAAAGAUCUUCUGUUCCCAUCCCUAUCCCUGCAGAUACUAGGGAUAAUGAAGUGAAUCAUGCCCUUGAAGAGCAGGAAGCUAAGAGGCGCGAAGCUGAGCAGGCUGCCAAUGAGGCAGCUGGUGGAGACACUACCCCAGGGUCUUCACCUUCAUCUUUGUACUAUGAAGAACCUCUGGGGCAACCUCCCCGGUUCACUCAAAAGUUACGGAGCAGAGAAGUUCCAGAAGGAACCAGAGUACAGUUGGAUUGCAUAGUGGUAGGAAUUCCACCACCUCAAGUAAGGUGGUACUGUGAAGGCAAGGAGCUUGAAAAUUCCCCAGACAUUCACAUCAUCCAGGCGGGAAAUCUGCACUCACUGACCAUCGCUGAAGCAUUUGAAGAGGACACAGGACGCUAUUCCUGCUUUGCUUCUAACAUCUAUGGGACAGACUCAACUUCUGCUGAGAUUUAUAUAGAAGGGGUUUCUUCUUCUGACUCAGAAGGGGACCCUAACAAGGAAGAGAUGAGUCGAAUCCAGAAGCCAAAGGAGGUGUCAUCCCCUCCCACUACCUCUGCAACCAUUCCUUCAGCAGUACCCCAAGCCCAGCAUGUGGUGGCCAAGCCCAGUGUGUCAACCAUCCAGCAGUGUCAGAGCCCUACCAACUAUUUGCAAGGAUUGGAUGGAAAACCUAUCAUUGCAGCUCCUGUGUUUACAAAGAUGUUACAAAAUUUAUCAGCUUCUGAGGGUCAGCUGGUUGUCUUUGAAUGCAGAGUAAAAGGAGCUCCCUCUCCUAAAGUUGAGUGGUAUAGAGAAGGGACCUUAAUAGAAGAUUCUCCAGAUUUUAGGAUUUUACAGAAAAAACCUCGAUCCAUGGCAGAGCCAGAGGAGAUCUGUACUUUGGUCAUUGCUGAAGUAUUUGCAGAAGACUCUGGGUGCUUCACAUGUACUGCAAGCAACAAGUACGGCACGGUGUCAAGCAUUGCACAGCUAGAUGUAAGAGGAAAUGAAGACCUCAGAAAUAAUGGGUCUCUUCACUCAGCCAGCUCUACCACCAACCUGGCUGUUAUUGAGCAACAGCCAUCCCUACCCAAUCCAGAGCCUCCUUCUGUGGAACAACCCCCUAAACCCAAACUUGAAGGGGUUCUGGUGAACCACAACGAGCCUCGGUCCAGCUCAAGGAUUGGGCUCCGUGUGCACUUUAACCUUCCUGAAGAUGACAAAGGAAGUGAGGCAUCCUCUGAGGGCGGCAUGGUGACCACCAACCAGAUCAGGCCCAAUUCUUUCCAGGAAAGAUUCAGUGGACAGCCAGCAAAAUUCCCUGAGCCUUCUUCACCUAUCAAAGAGCCCCCUCCAGUUCUGGCCAAACCCAAACUCGAUUCCAGCCAGUUACAACAGCUUCACAACCAAGUCUUACUGGAACAACAGCAGUUGCAAAACCCAUCUCCUUCAUCUCCUAAGGAGUUUCCAUUCAACAUGAGUGUUUUGAACUCCACGGCUCCCCCGGCGGUGACAAUGUCCAACAAGCAGGUGAAGGCCCCUUCAUCACAGACAUUCAGCUUGGCUCGGCCAAAGCAUUUCUUCCCCUCCACGAGCGCCACCGCAGCAGCCGUGUCCCCUUCCAGCUCUCCAGUGUUCACCCUGAGCAGCACUCCUCAAGCCAUUCAGAGGACAGUGAGCAAAGAAAGCCUCUUACUUUCUCACCCCUCCAUGCAAACCAAACCUCUAGGAGGGGUUUCCAUCCAAAACGAGCCACCCCCUCCAGGUCCAAUAGAGCCAGCACAACCACCACUCAUAUUUUCCAUCUCCAGUGGAAAACAGUUUCAGCCCCGCUGUGUGUCCCCAACUCCUGUCUCUCCCACCAGCCGGAUUCACAACCCAGUGGCUUUCCUCAGCUCUGUUCUGCCUUCUCUCCCUGCCAUCCCACCCACCAAUGCCAUGGGGCUGCCUAGAAGUGCGCCAUCUGUGCCAUCCCAGGGACUAAUGAAGAAAAAUACAAAGUCUCCUCAACCAGUGAAUGAUGAUUACGUUCGUGAAACUAAGAAUGCAGUGAUUCUAGACUUGGGGAAAAAAAUGAAUUUCAGUGAUGUCAGAUCAAACCAGCAGGAGUACAAAAUUUCAAGCUUUGAGCAGAGGCUGAUGAAUGAAAUAGAGUUUCGUUUGGAACGUACCCCUGUUGAUGAAUCAGAUGAUGAAAUCCAACAUGACGAGAUCCCCACGGGCAAGUGUAUUGCUCCCAUCUUUGACAAAAGACUCAAGCACUUCCGGGUCACAGAAGGUUCACCAGUCACAUUCACCUGCAAAAUUGUUGGGAUACCCGUUCCAAAGGUUUACUGGUUCAAAGAUGGGAAGCAGAUUUCAAAGAGAAAUGGGCACUGCAAAAUGAGGCGAGAAGAAGAUGGGACAUGUUCUCUGCACAUUGAAUCCACCACCAGUGAUGACGACGGCAACUACACCAUCAUGGCUGCCAACCCCCAGGGGAGAAUCAGCUGUUCUGGCCACUUGAUGGUACAAGGUUUGCCCAUUCGCAGUCGACUAACAUCUGCUGGCCAGUCUCACAGAGGAAGGUCCCGAGUGCAAGAAAGAGACAAGGAGCCCCUACAGGAACGCUUUUUCCGACCACAUUUCCUGCAGGCUCCUGGGGACAUGGUAGCUCACGAGGGGCGCCUCUGUCGGCUGGACUGUAAGGUGAGUGGCUUACCGCCCCCGGAGCUGACGUGGCUGCUCAAUGGCCAACCUGUGUUACCAGAUGCCUCCCACAAGAUGCUGGUCAGGGAGACCGGAGUCCACUCUUUGCUCAUUGACCCACUCACUCAACGCGAUGCAGGGACCUAUACAUGCGUUGCUACCAACAAAACCGGACAGAAUUCCUUUAGUCUGGAGCUCACUGUAGUAGCCAAAGAGGUGAAGAAAGCGCCGGUCAUCCUGGAGAAACUGCAGAACAGCGGGGUUCCCGAGGGCCACCCGGUGAGGCUGGAGUGCCGCGUGAUAGGCAUGCCACCACCCGUGUUCUACUGGAAGAAGGACAACGAGACCAUCCCUUUCACCAGAGAGAGGAUCAGUAUGCACCAGGACGCAACAGGGUAUGUCUGCCUCCUCAUCCAGCCAGCCAAGAAAUCAGACGCUGGGUGGUACACAUUGUCAGCCAAGAACGAAGCCGGCAUCGUGUCGUGCACCGCCAGGUUGGAUAUAUAUGCCCAGUGGCACCAGCAGAUCCCCCAGCCCAUGUCCGUCCGGCCCAGUGGCAGUCGCUACGGAUCUCUCACCAGUAAAGGACUUGACAUUUUCUCCGCCUUCUCCUCCAUGGAAAGCACAAUGGUGUAUUCAUGCUCUUCUCGGAGUGUAGUGGAGAGUGACGAACUUUAAGAAUGUCUGGGUGCCUGCUGUGUAAGGGGGCGGACUGUGGAGGGGGAAGGAGGACAAGCCAGACACGGUGGUUUCCAAGCAACUGGAUUUGAGUAAGUUCCCACGCUGCUGGACCUGUGGCAAGGAGUGCUUUGUAUAAGUCAGCUGGGGCCUCUUGCAGUCUCUGGCUGGGGGAGAGAUGUAGGGCUGUGCCUUUUAAAGAUUCCAACAAAAAGUGAGAUAAACCAAAGAUGUCAUGCAGCUGCCAUCCACUGCUUUGGAAAAAGCUAGCGUGCUCCCCUGCUCCCUGCUGUGUUAGGGAUGUUUAGGCCCUGCUAGGGGCAAUUAGGGGCCAUAGGCUUGGGCUGAGAGGAGUUAGACAGUAGUGACCUUAGGUAUCACUAGCCCAACAAACAAUGCAAAGAGGAAAAGAUGGAGCAGGGGUCCUGCAUCACCUUUCAUUGAUUAUAUCCAUAGCAAUAGUUUUGGUGGAUUCAUUAAAUCAGCUUCAACUUAGCAUUAGGAGAUGGUGCCAUACAACUCACAUAUGUGGAGAAGCACUUUUGAUUCGCUUGUCCCGGGUGUACUCAGCCAUGUAAUAAGGUGCCAAAAUGUGCUUGAGAUACAAAAAUUUCACUGAAACACUCAGUAUUGCACAGUGCACUUAUUCUGUAGCCAAAACAGGGCCCCACCAGCCUGUCUGCCCAUUUUCUUUUGGAUACAGUAGUGAGUAGUUUUUCUUUCUGACUUUAUGUAUCCCUAGACUCUAGAACUAAAAGAUUGUUAAUAAACCAGCCAUAAAGAAGUCUUCUGAGGGGUCACUGUUAAAACUACUAGCUUCAAUUGCCACUUGCAAAACAUACACGUGUCAUCAUCAUCUUCCCAUAAAAUACCGACCCUCCCGCUCCUCCCCUCUCUCCAAAAGUCUGGUGUGCACGAAGCAGUGAGGAAGGAAGAAUGCAAACAAGGAGAGGAAGUGAUGGGAAAGUAUUGUUUUUC